AGAGAGAGAAGAGAGAGAAGAGAGAGAGAGGGGAGGAGGUUGGACACUCUGUAGCAGCAGGUUUGUGAGCGCAGAAGCCGGAGGAGGAAUCAGAGCGAAAGAAACAGUGUGGCUGCAGCGAGGAAGGAGAGACACAUACAGAGAGAGAAGGACAGAGAGAACGACCUCACCCUUUUGCUGACCCAUGAAAGAAGCCAUGCCGGUCCUCUCAGCAGGCACAGGCCUGCACGAGACUCUGGCCCUGCUGACGUCCCAGCUGCGUCCUGAUGCCAACCACAAGGAGGACAUGGUCUUCCUCAAAGAUGUCUUCAGUGAGAAGAGCCUGGGCUACCUCAUGAAGAUCCAUGAGAAGCUGAGGCAGUACGAGCGCCAGAGUCCUACACCUGUCCUUCACAGCGCCGCCUCUUUGGCUGAGGAUGUGGCAGAGGAGCUGCAGAGUGGACCAAUGAGUGUUGAGGAGAAGGAACUCCUACAGCUGUUGAUGUCCCCCCAUCUCAAGGCAGUUUUGUCCGUUCAUGACACGGUUGCUCAGAAGAACUUUGACCCCGUGUUGCCACCGCUGCCUGACGACUUCGAGGACGAGCUGGAGGAGGAGUCAGUGAAGAUCGUCAGACUGGUCAAGAACAAGGAGCCACUGGGGGCCACCAUCAGACGGGAUGAGACCACAGGGUCUGUGAUCGUGGCCCGCAUCAUGAGGGGCGGAGCUGCAGACCGGAGUGGACUGGUCCAUGUAGGAGACGAGCUACGGGAGGUCAACGGCAUCUCCAUCAUUCACAAGAGACCUGAUGAGAUCAGUCAGCUUCUGUCCCAGUCUCAGGGCUCCAUCACCCUGAAGAUAAUCCCAGCCAUUAAGGAGGAGGACCAUCUGAAGGAGAGCAAGGUCUACAUGAGGGCCCUGUUUGACUACAUCCCUGCUGAUGACAAGGCCACGCCCUGUCAGGAGGCGGGACUUCCCUUCAAGCGAGGUGACAUCCUGCAGGUGGUAACCCAGGACGACCCCACCUGGUGGCAGGCCAAACGGGUGGGCGACAGCAACCUCCGUGCUGGACUCAUUCCCUCCAAACUCUUCCAGGAGAGACGGCUGGCUUACCGGAUAAAAAUGGGCACACUUCCGAAUCCUAAAUCCCCUAAAAAUCCGACCUAUGACCAGGGAUGUGACAAAGAGGACUGUGAUUGUGAGGGCAAUUUCAAUGGACAGUACAUAGUCUCUCCUAAGUGUAAAGCAGUGGCGCCCUCCUGUGGCCAGGUGUUUUCCUGGGAAUUUUAUUCAGCGGGUCUGAGGAGGAGUUUCCGUCUGAGCCGGAAGGACCGGUCAGGAUCCCUCGGAGGAGGGGCCAGCCGCGACCCCACCGAUCCAGACUUUGCCACCUACGAGGAGGUGACUCGCUACCAGCACCGGCCCAACGAGAGACCCCGCCUGGUGGUUCUGAUUGGCUCCCUGGGAGCUCGUAUCAAUGAGCUGAAACAGAAGGUGAUAGCCGAGAACCCACAUCGCUAUGCUGUGGCCGUACCGCAUACCACCAGGCCCAAGAAGCCUCAUGAGAAGGAGGGGGUGGAGUACCACUUUGUCACCAAACAGGCGUUUGACGCAGACGCUCUGAGCAACAAGUUCAUCGAGCAUGGGGAGUACAAGGAGAACCAGUAUGGUACCAGUAUAGAGGCCAUCCGCUCUGUACAGGCCAAGAAUAAGAUGUGCCUAGUGGACGUGCAGCCAGAGGCUUUGAAGACGCUGCGGACAUCUGAGUUCAAGCCCUAUGUCAUCUUCGUCAAGCCACGCGUCCCGGAGAGCAGACGCCGUCGUAGUGCUGCCACCUCACCAGCAGGGGGAGAUCAUGGGCGAGUGACGGAUGAGGACCUGCAGGAAAUGCGUCAGUCAGCCCAGCAGAUGGACCAGCAGUACGGCCACCUGGUCGACCGGGUCCUAAUAAAGGAGGACUCAGCCAGCGCCUGCACAGAACUCCGAGGCAUUCUGGAGCGGCUGGAGCGUGAGACCUUCUGGGUGCCCCUCUGCUGGGUGCGAACCUAACCCCCCUUUCCCCAACCACCACCCUCCAGAGGGGGGAUCACAGCCCCCAGCCCUUCCUCCAGCAGGACCCCUACCCUACCCCCUCAUCCCUUUCCUAAUCUCCUGGAUCCCUUCCCCUUGGCUCCAUGGGCCAGCCUGUGGGGUGUGGAGGAUACUGCCCCAAAACCUGAUACCUGAUGCUGGGCCAGUCACACACUGGCACUAUGGGAGAAUGGCAUGCGGCAAAACCCUUUGGAACAUUUCUGUGUUUGGGAUGUUCAGAGGGAAAGACUGUUGUCCUGGCUACCCCCCCCCCCCCUCCCCCCCACACACACACACACCCGCCCCCACCCCCGCCCCACCCACACACACACGUACAGUACAUGCAAUCCAUUGUUCAAAUUCAGGUUUUUCAGAUAUUUCUUUACGUUUUUUUUGUAUUAUUUAUGUCACUCAGCCAGUCAAUCAGUCAGCCAGUCAGAGAGACAGACAUCUUUAUUGUGGCUCCAUGUGGAGUGUCAUCUGUAGCUUCCUUUGGCCCGCAGUGUCUAGUACUUGAGUUUCCCCCCUUAAUAUAAUAAUACAUGCCAUUUAACACACAUUUUUAACCCAAAGCGACUUCAAGUCAAAAACUGUAUACAGGAAUCCUGCAGGAAAUCCUACACAAUUCCUUCAGAAAGACAACAUGACUGUUUUGUAAGGUUUCCUCACUUCGUGUUUCCUCGCCUAUGUCCGUUGCUCGUUGACACAAUGCAUUCUGAGUGAGGCCUAGCCAUUGUUAUUAUAAUGUUAUUGAAAUGUUAUCCAAAAGCCAAUCCACCUGCUUCCAUUAUACCUGGAGAAUGAGUAUAAAUGCAUACAUAGUCUUAUUAACCAACACACUCUGUAAAUAGUACAGUAGGAUAGAUGUAAUGGUACAGAAAUAUGGAAUGUGAAAUUGAAUAUUAUUUCAUAAUGCUUUUUUUGGAGCAAUUAUUUUACGACUUGGAUGUGCUUUAAGGAAGUGCACGACAGUUGAAUUGUUUAGUCGCAGAUGUAAAUAUUGCACAUGCAAAUCCUACCGUGCCAACGAAUGAUCUCAUAGCACUUCAAUGCAACCUGUUGAACUUCGACCCUAAGUGUCUAAUCCUGUCUAAUCUGCAGUAAGUGUGAUUUACUUCAGUUCUGAGACUCUGGAUGUGUGGAUGUCAUGUACACACACAAGUGCACUAAAACAUGCUAUGCUCCGUUUUGUGUACAUAGGAAUGCCCUUUGUAUAGCUGACAUCAGACACGUUUAAGAUGCAGGUGCAGUGUGGGUAAUAGGGUUUUGGGGAGGGGGUGUUCUAUGGUCCAUCUUGAUAAUCAGGGUCCUUGUUCAAUUAUUCUGUAUGAGUAUUUAUCUACAGGUGAGGACUCUGGUAUUAGUGGGAUAUGGACUCAUCCAAGUGUGAUUGUGAGUUCAAGCCGUCAUUGUAAAUACACACGGAUGUGACGUGUUUCUGUUACGUUACCUUGGUGUUUACAGAAACAACGUUAAAAGCCAUUUCAAGGUUACAAGGUAAUACACAAGAGAGAAACGAUGACUCGCGCUAGUCCAACUCUUGUUACUUGACUGAAGCAGUCAGAAAGGUUUUGUGAAACUCCGCCUGUUCUCAGUCUGUCUAUUGGCUCUGUUGCUCGGGGCUACUGGUGAUCUUGGAGUAGAGGCAUCAAAGCUCUGUGCUCUUUCUUUGUGUGUGGGUGUGGGUGGUUCCGUGCGUGUGUGUGUGUGUGUGUGCGUGCGUGGACUUCAAGUCUUGUUUCAUUGUGGAGAACUGAUCAACUAUUAACAGGUACUUCCAGAUCCUCAUUUCCACCAAUUCUAACCCUGUUCUCUUUCUAACAUGCAACGUGUUCUUAAUCUUUUACUGUGCUACGUAAACCAAGAAACCCCGAAUGUUGACUUUGUAAUGUGACCUGUAUAAAGUGCCAUAGUAAAACCAGAUGAACCAA
Molecule: messenger RNA, 3978 nt
Organism: Salvelinus fontinalis (brook trout)
Lineage: Eukaryota; Metazoa; Chordata; Actinopteri; Salmoniformes; Salmonidae
Product: MAGUK p55 subfamily member 3-like
Exons: 20
Coding region: 185-2026 (613 amino acids)
Cellular component (GO): cell-cell junction; plasma membrane
Molecular function (GO): protein binding
Source: RefSeq, a predicted model, not a curated record